This is a messenger RNA of Saccostrea echinata, 2091 nucleotides long. Its product is annotated as solute carrier family 15 member 1-like. Gene Ontology annotation, cellular component: membrane. Gene Ontology annotation, biological process: oligopeptide transport; transmembrane transport. The transcript is spliced from 19 exons. NCBI's taxonomy places the organism in Eukaryota, Metazoa, Mollusca, Bivalvia, Ostreida, Ostreidae. The record is from RefSeq and is a predicted model, not a curated record. Bases 19 to 1962 code for a protein of 647 amino acids. Gene Ontology annotation, molecular function: dipeptide transmembrane transporter activity.
UUGUUAUAAUCUCUCAUUAUGAUGACUGUAAUGUCGGAAAGUGAUGACGAUCUACUCGCUGAUGAAGAUUCUACUUUGAUAAAGGGAGACAAAUCAGGAGGGAAACAUGGAGAUGGGAAGAUAAGUGGAAAAGCAUGGGGGCAUGUCAAGAACAUAAUGACCCGCUCCCAGAAAUACCCCAACAGUGUGUUCUUCAUCUUGGGAAAUGAAUUUUGUGAGAGGUUUUCUUACUAUGGCAUGAGAGCUGUCCUGAUCCUGUACCUGACUAAAUGGCUGGGAUUCAGUGAAGAUGUGGGGACCUCCAUAUUUCACUCCUUUGUCAUGCUGUGUUACUUCAGUCCACUUUUUGGUGCCAUAUUGGCUGACGGAUACAUUGGAAGAUACAAAACUAUACUGAUUGUGUCUCUGGUUUAUGCCACUGGUAACUUAGUCAUGGCCUUCACUGCUCUACCUCCCCCGGAAUGGUAUGGUCCAGCCAUUGGCUUGAUUCUCAUUGGUCUUGGUACUGGUGGAAUUAAACCAAAUGUGUCAUCAUUUGGUGCUGAUCAGUUCAGGGCAGACCAGGAAAAAGAGAGAUACACAUUUUUUUCUGCUUUCUACUUUUCAAUAAACCUGGGAAGUAUGCUGUCUAUUGUUCUGACUCCAAUAUUGAGAGCUGAUGUUAAGUGUUAUGGCAAUGAAUGUUAUCCUUUAGCCUUUGGAAUUCCAGCAGCAUUAAUGAUUUUAGCCACAAUCAUUUUUAUUGCUGGAAGCAGCCUAUACAAGAAAGUGCCGCCAUCAGGAAAUCUGAUAGGACGAGUGUUUAAGUGUAUAUGGUAUGGAUUGUGUGGGAAAAUAAGAAAUUGUGGUGGCCCUAAUAAAAAGGAACACUGGCUGUACUAUGCAGAAAGCAAGUUUGAGCCAGAGUUUAUCAGAGAAGUACAGAUUUUACUGAAGGUGCUUUUUAUGUUCAUUCCUGCUCCACUUUUCUGGGCACUCUCUGAUCAACAGGGAUCUCGCUGGACGCUUCAAGCUGAAAAACUCAAUGGAGACCUGGUGGGAGGGGCACUUAGCUAUGGAAUAGCUCCCUACCAGAAGAGUGAAUACAAGGUGAUAACUGCUGGUAAAUAUAAAGUUGAUGUGAAAUCGUGUCUUCCUUCUGUUUCUCGUGAAAUGUCAUUGGUACCUCUAAAUGCCACCAGGAUAUUUGUUUGGUCUAAAGACAGCAAUACAACUGAUCUCAAGAUAGUGGAAGACUUACAUUCGCAUCCAUCAGAAGGGAAUUCAAGGCUAAGUGUAUUCAGUGAUGCUUUGCCUGGUGCUCAGAUAGUUGUUGUCCACUCCAGCCAUCAAGGAAAUAUUUCCAAUCAGUCGGGGGUUUUCUAUCCUUCCUCGGAGCGGGAGAGACUCCCAUUCCAUACAAUUGCACCUGGAAAGUACAAUAUAUACUGGCAGGACUCAGACAAAGGGAAUUGGACCAAGCUUAACACUUCCAUCACCAUAGGACAAGGGGCUGUGUAUAAUUUAUUAAUAGCCAGAAAUGGAACAAAGGUUGUGACCCGUCUCUUGACCAGUGUAGAGGUUAACAGUGUCUCUAUCCUGUGGAUGGUACCUCAGUAUUUUGUGGUGACUGUUGGAGAGGUCCUCUUUUCCAUCACAGGCCUCGCUUUUGCAUACUCUCAGGCCCCUAUCACGAUGAAGUCAGUGGUUCAGGCAGCCUGGUUGAUGACUACAGCUGUAGGAAGUUUGGUUGUUGUUAUUGUAGCUCAAGUUCAAUACUUUACAUCACAGGUGGCUGAGUUUAUGUUCUUUGCGGCUCUGAUGGCAUUGGCUACCAUUAUGUUUAUGGUCAUGUCCUGUUUUUAUACUUACUAUAAUACAAGUGGUCAGGGGAAUGGUCUGGAGGAUAAAGAAGAUUUAAUCAUCAAGGAAGAUAAUGAAGACAUUCCACUGAAAGAUUCUAAUCAUCCUAAAAAUAAGUGAGCAUUCAGAUUCUACACAAGGAAUUUUUGAUCGACUCAAUGGUUCUUUGAUGAUUAUUACUAAACAGUAAAAACAACUGUGUUUGUGUAUGUUAGUCCUCAAUUUAUCUUACUGGAAUAUAUUUAAUAU